AUGGGUAGGGUUCCGCAUCUGAACGAAGACGAUGAGGACGGUGAGAAUUGGCCUGAGUAUUUGAGCACGAAUCGAUGGAUGUAUCUGCGUGCCGGAUCCCACUUGAGACCAAUCGAAAGGCGUAAGCAACGUGAGUGUGCGAUGUGGCGCAAUGCAAAAGAUAUCGAAUAU
Messenger RNA from Anisakis simplex (herring worm), 171 nucleotides. Lineage: Eukaryota; Metazoa; Nematoda; Chromadorea; Rhabditida; Anisakidae. The record is from the annotation of a GenBank genome assembly.